GGGCAUUUUUAAUCGAAUAAAAAUCUUCCUCUUCAUCUUUCUGCUGUUGUAUUUCCAACUAGGGAGUUUUCACUGACAGCUAUGUGUUUCUGAAAUGGGAGUCAUUUUACUGUCGCAUAGCUACUAUAACACAUAGCUCCCUGCUCCUUCUCUGUUGUUUUUAGCACAACCGGCUAACGAUAACUUGUCAUCACACAUUUUUAUUGUCGUAGAUAGUGUUUGAAAUGUCCAUCUUAACAUAAGACCGGAUGGGUAACGCGUAAAUAUAUAUGUUGUUUUUAACGCUGCUGUGAUUGAUGACCAGCUGGUUGGGGGGUGAUCAGAAGUCAUCACAAUACACCCCAUCUUGCCAAAUGGACGAUGAUCUAAAACCUCUGGAUUUCAUAAAGGACUUUCAAGAGUACCUGACACAGCAAACACACCAUGUCAACAUGAUCUCAGGCUCUGUCUGCGGGGAGAUGGAGCCUGACCACCUCCAAGCUGUAGCAGCAGCUGCUAUCCCAGAGAGUGAUCAUCAAAAUGGAUCAAUGGAAGUUCCUCUGGACGACAACAACUCUGGGCUGCUGGUGGACGGCUUCCAGAGGACCUUCGACGGCAAGCUCAAGUGUAGCUACUGUAGCUACGCCAGUAAAGGCACCGCUCGCCUGAUAGAGCACAUCAGAAUUCACACAGGAGAGAAGCCUCAUCGAUGCCAGCUGUGCCCGUUCGCCUCUGCCUACGAGCGUCACCUUGAGGCCCACAUGCGCUCCCACACGGGAGAGAAGCCCUACAAGUGUGACCUCUGCUCCUUCCGUUGCAGCGACCGCAGCAACCUGUCCCACCACCGCCGGCGCCGCCACAAGCUUUUACCCAUGAAGGGGUCGGUGCUGCCCUCUUUCCUCUCCAACAAGAAGAUGCUGAACGUCCUACAGAAGAAGAGUGGCAGCUCCCUGGGCCUGGGAGACUACAGCAGACACCUCCUCAUCAACUUCAGCCCUCCCUCCAUGGUGGUGGGGAAACCAGACUACCUGAACCAUGAGGCGUACGAGAACAAUGUGAAGGACCAUGGGAAUGGAGGAGGAGGAGGAGGUGCCAGCAGGGAUGUCAACAGUGACAUGGCGGUGGACAACAAUCCACUGAACCAGCUGUCUACGCUGGCAGGCCAGUUGUCCAACCUCCCCCCAGUGGACCAGACCCCUGUAUCUCCUGACAGACUGUCCUGUAACGACGUCAAGCCAUUCCUCAUCCAGCAGGCGUCCGGUGCACCGAUUGCAGUGUCAGUAUCUUUAUCCACCAGUCAAAGUGGUGCCCACCACCACCACUACCACCACCACCACCACCAAACCUCCUCUCCAACCAGCCCCGAGGACCUCCAAACCCCUGCAGGCCAUAGCAGGAACUACAUCCCCAGCCCUGUGGACCCAGAACCGAGCAGUGAGCACAGUGCACACACACGCACCAGCUCAGCUAGCAUUAGUAACAGCCAGCCCAGUACCCCUGCCUUACCCGGUAGCACACAGGACCCAGACCCACAGAUGUUGCACAGCUGUCAGCACUGCGACACCUACUUCUCUGACAACAUCCUGUAUACCAUUCACAUGGGUUGCCACGGCUACGAGAACCCCUUCCAGUGUAAUAUCUGCGGCUGUAAGUGCAGGAACAAGUACGACUUUGCCUGCCAUUUUGCUCGCGGGCAGCACACGCAGUGACUGCCUUGCACAGUAAACCAAGAGGAAUUUGAACGAUGUUUGGCGUCUCACAGAGCAUAUUAUCUUAUUCCGUGUUUAUGAUAAUCAGGGAUCAGAGCGAUUCUGAUCUAUAUUUUAUUGUAUCGUUUUAAAAAAAAAGAAUAAUAAUUAUGAUAUAACUUAGAGAGUGAGUGUUACUUUGAAAUGAGGAAUUGAUGCUUCUAUAAAUGGGAAAGUAAUCUGGAGGUUGGAGACGUUUAAUCAUUUGUCCUCCUCGGUGCCAUCUGAGAAUUUAAAGGAAGUCACUUCUUAUAAUUUUUUUAAUCUUUUUUUUUAUUUAACUUGGCAAAUCAGUUAAGAACAAAUUCAUAUUUACAAUGACGGCCUACCCCGGGCCAAUUGUGUGCCGCCCUAUGGGACUCCCAAUCACGGGCCGGAUGUGAUACAGCCUGGAUUCGAACCAGGGACUGUUGUGAUGUCUCUUGCACUGAGAUGCAGUGCCUUAGACCGCUGCGCCACACGAGAGCCCGACUCUGAAUUAGUUACAUAAAUAUUGGUGAUAUUACAUGCGAGUGACAAAACGUAUAGUUUAAAUAGCGAUUACAAGGUAUCUGGUUGCUGUGGCUAGAGUUGAAACACUUUUGACCUUGCCUUAUUUAAAAAUAUAUAUAUAUAUAUAUA
Molecule: messenger RNA, 2348 nt
Organism: Salmo salar (Atlantic salmon)
Lineage: Eukaryota; Metazoa; Chordata; Actinopteri; Salmoniformes; Salmonidae
Product: zinc finger protein Pegasus
Biological process (GO): regulation of transcription by RNA polymerase II
Molecular function (GO): DNA-binding transcription factor activity; RNA polymerase II cis-regulatory region sequence-specific DNA binding
Source: RefSeq, a predicted model, not a curated record